GCCGCUCACUUGCGUCCGACCCUGUGCAAUAAAUUUGAAAAAAAACGUUUAUUCAAACUAAACAACAGCUCCCUCGGCAGAGCCAAAAACCUUUCAUUGCUGACAAAUACCAUCUCAGCGCGAGUGUCCUUAACCCUGCAGUAAAGUCAAUUUAAAAAAAAAAGGCGAAAUGAGAAAAGCCAGCUGCACCUCUCGGUCGAUCACUCACACAUGAAAAGUCUUCAAGCUUUUGGGGAAAAAAAAAGUGUCUGAGCCCGAAAGUUGGUACAGAGAUUCUAAUCCAGUAUCGCUGCUGGCAAUCCUUGGGCCGUGUCUGAUCGGUGAUUAUACAGGGAGCAAAAUGGUUUACGAAAGCUUUGAGAGUUUAUUGAGGACUGCCUUCAUGUUGUCGCUGAUGUCCACGGGAUUCGCGUAUUCCUACUUUGUCAUUUCAGAGCAAGAUGAAAUGUACAGCAGAGAGACUUGUCCGGAAAAUAAAGUCAUUACAACCGAGUACCCAUGUUUGAAAUCCACUGGAGAAGUGGCGACCUGCAUCAGGAAAAAGUGCUGUCAAGGUUAUAAAUUUGUUCUUGGUCAAUGCAUCCCAGAAGACUAUGAUGUGUGCUCAGGAGCUCCGUGUGAACAACAAUGCACUGAUAACUUUGGCAGAGUGCUAUGUACAUGUUACCUGGGAUACUACUUUGACCGUGUGAAACACAGAAACAGAGAAAAGCCAUAUUGUAUUGAUGUUGAUGAAUGUGCCAAAAGCAAUGGAACUGUAUGUUCUCACAUCUGUCUCAACACACCAGGGAGCUACCAAUGUGCGUGCAAGGAAGGCUUCUAUCUCAAAGAGGAUGGGAAGACAUGCAGCAAAAGUGAAAGUGCGGGCCAGUAUAUAAAGUCUGACACUGUGAUGAAAGCUGGCACAACCUGCUCCACAACUUGUGAGGAUUUCCAACAGAUAAAACAGGCAGUACUACAGCUGAAACAGAAGAUCACUUUAUUGCCCAACAAUAUUGCUGAUAUUAGUAAACAAAGACCAAACAGCAACAAGUUAUUUUCAUCUAACAGUUACAAUUAUGGACUGAAUGGACCGCCAGGGCCUUCAGGCCUGCCAGGUCCUAAAGGAAGCCUUGGUCCAAAGGGCCAGUCAGGACCCCCAGGACCACCAGGACCCAGAGGAAUGAUGGGACCAAUUGGCCCUUCACCUGAUAUAUCUCACAUUAAGCAGGGAAGAAGAGGGGCAGUGGGACUGCCAGGAGCUUCUGGAAGAGAUGGUGCCAAGGGUGAGAGAGGUGCUCCAGGACCAAGGGGAUCCCCUGGUCCACCAGGCUCCUUUGACUUUUUACUUCUGAUGUUGGCAGACAUUAGAAAUGACAUUGCAGAGCUUCAACUGAAGGUUUUCAGCCGUGGAAAUCGGGCCACUGGGGGUGAGCCCCAGAGCCAUGAAAUUCCUGACUGGGGAUCUGGAGAAGACUAUAGACAUUAAGAUCGAUUGUCAGAACUCGCAAAGCGAAUGUCAGCAGGGAAGUGAAAUGGCUUUCAAGACUGCACUGCAAAUCUUUUCUAUUGGGACUAAGUUGAAGAGAUUGAACCAGUGAGGAUGUAUCAAAUUUUGCACUGCUGUUGUAGAAUUUUAUUCCAUUAUCAGUAUCAAAAAAAUACUUUUAUCAAAUGUAAUAAUUGAAAUAAGUUCUCGAGUGUUAAGAUGAUUCCAUAAUAUACCAGUUCAGAAUGGUGAAUUUUGAGGAAGUGACUUUUCACAUGGGUGUUGCAUUUAACAGAUUAUAUCUAUGGGAGAUGAAUUGUGUGCAUUCUUCCUUAACGUGAGCAAUAGCAGCAUCUUUGUUCUGUAACAAACAAUAUCUAAAAGCAUAACACAAAGACACAGGAUAAGAAAAACAUUUUCUGUUUUAUGCAGGACUUCUACGUUUAGGAAUUGUUUCAUUUUUAAUCCUUAUAAAUAGGUAAUGAUACUAGAUUUUUCACAAGAUCAGAAAUUACAAGAUAGGUUGAGAUAAAAGACAUCUUUCUAUCCAUUUAAUUUCAUCCUCCUACAAAAUUAAUCCUACUGCCUUCCAAUCUAAUACUUAGCUGUUUCUUCAGUGAGUCCAGUUUCACGACCUCAACUGUCAUUUAUGACAACUAACAUCAGCUGAUGAUUACUGCUUUGGUAAAGAAGUAGUUCCUAAUGUCCAUUUUAAACUUGCUCUUCACAACCUUGAACUUAUUCCUUCUUGUCCUGCUAUCCUAACUUAUCCUGCUGUCUUAGUGUAGCAGAAGUAUUAUUCUGCUUUUAUUCUCUAUCAUAAUAAAUACAUUUCUAUUAAGUCCUCUGUACUACAAACUUACCUAGAUAUAGAAGAUCUAAAAUUUAUCUAGUUGUUCUUCAUAACACAUCCAUCUAUCACUAGCAACCAAUUUUAUUGGUUUCCUUUGCAUCACUUAUGAAGGUCCGGAAACCCUCUUUGUAUCACAAAGAUCAGAACUGCAUGCAGCAUUGCAGCUGCAGCCUUACCAGAGCCAUGAAGAAUUUCAUCAUGACUUCUUAACUCAACUGACGUGAUAGCAUACUGUGUCUUUUUUAUGUUAUGCUUUUAGGUAUUGCUGAAGUGGUGAGUCAGUCAGCUUUCAGACAUAGACUUUUACUCCAACAUGUAAAACUUUGUAUUUAUAUUGAAUUUUAUUUUCUAUUGAUUAGUCUAAGCCUGUUGGGUUCUCUUUGUAAAACCUUAGCUGCCUAUCUGAGUCUCUAGGUUAAUGUAAUUUGCAAAGUUUGCAUUAAGGCUGCAAAUCUAGACCAUGUAUGCAAAUCAGGAGCAAGUGAGGUACUAGAGCAUAAUCUGGGGCACCAUGUUAAAUACAUACUACCAUCUUGAUUAAA
Molecule: messenger RNA, 2863 nt
Organism: Carcharodon carcharias (great white shark)
Lineage: Eukaryota; Metazoa; Chordata; Chondrichthyes; Lamniformes; Lamnidae
Gene: ccbe1
Product: collagen and calcium binding EGF domains 1
Exons: 11
Coding region: 341-1468 (375 amino acids)
Molecular function (GO): calcium ion binding
Source: RefSeq, a predicted model, not a curated record